AUGUCUAAAAAGCCCUCUGCCAAGACACUUGGGGAACUCGUUAUUAUCGCUGUCAAAGCGCGCCAUUUAGCAAAUCCUGGCGUAGGCAAAGCCGAUCCAUUUGCCACAUUCAGAGUUGCUAACAACGCAAAGCGGACUCGUACUGACAAGCGCGGUGGUCAGCAUCCAGAAUGGGACGAUGAAGUCAGGUUUCAGAUCUUGGACGAUUCAACUCACAAGACGCUCAAGGUACAAGUGUAUGAUGAAGAUAAGAGAGAGCAUGACUUGAUUGGCGAAGCUACCAUUGAUUUGAAUAAAGUAAUAAACGAAGGCGAGUGUGAUGAUUGGUAUGAACUGAAAAUGAUGAAAAAAAAAUUCGCUGGUGAAAUAUUUCUAGAGAUGACAUUCUAUAGUGCUAGUGCUCCUCCACCGCCUUCCAAGCCAGCAGGACUUACUAAUGAAGUCAGGAAACCAGAAAAACUGCCACCCAAAGCGUCUCCACCCCCACAACGUCCUCAUUCAACAUUGCCGCCGAGCUAUUCUUCUCCCCCCGCUUCAUAUCCACCCGCGCCUGUACCACCAGUAUCUGCUGCUGGAUAUCCACCGCCGCAACCUCAGAGUACAUUGAACUACCCACCAAACAAACCCGUUAGUCAAGGAUCAUAUUAUCCGCCGGCGCCUCCUAUAACGGCUCCCUAUCCGCCGCAGCCAAACGUUUAUCCUCCAGUUGCACCAUAUCCACCAAUCUCAUCACCUCCCUCUGUUUCGCCUCCGGUCUCAUCACCUCCUUCUACCAUUGCUUUUCCUACUCCAGAACCUACUCCAGUUGGCGCAUUUAAUAAUGGAUAUCCACCUGCGUCUGGGUAUCCACCUGCGUCUGGAUAUCCACCGACUAAUGCCUAUCCCCCAUCCGCUUAUCCUCAGCAAGGUGCAUAUCCUCCAUCACCUUAUCAACAUGGCAGUUACAGCUCAGGCUAUCCUCCAUCUUGA
Molecule: messenger RNA, 969 nt
Organism: Paraglomus occultum
Lineage: Eukaryota; Fungi; Glomeromycota; Glomeromycetes; Paraglomerales; Paraglomeraceae
Source: the annotation of a GenBank genome assembly